This is a messenger RNA of Oxyura jamaicensis (ruddy duck), 634 nucleotides long. RefSeq names its product pleckstrin homology like domain family A member 1 (gene PHLDA1). Gene Ontology annotation, biological process: positive regulation of apoptotic process. Gene Ontology annotation, molecular function: phosphatidylinositol phosphate binding. The transcript has a single exon. Gene Ontology annotation, cellular component: nucleus. NCBI's taxonomy places the organism in Eukaryota, Metazoa, Chordata, Aves, Anseriformes, Anatidae. The record is from RefSeq and is a predicted model, not a curated record. The coding region runs from base 135 to 614 and encodes 159 amino acids.
GGAGGGAGGGCGCAGCCACGCCGCGCCACGGGCGGCAGCCGCUCCGCAUCCCGCGGGCCGGGGCGCUCCGGCGGCGGCUCCUGGGCUGGUGCCGGCUGCCGCCCGCCGAGCCCAGCCCCCGCGGAGCCGGGAGGAUGCUGGAGAGCGGCUGCAAGGCGGUGAAGGAGGGCGUGCUGGAGAAGAGGAGCGACGGGCUGCUGCAGCUCUGGAAGAAGAAGCGCUGCAUCCUCACCGAGGAGGGGCUGCUCCUCGCGUCCCCCAAGCAGCAGCCCCAGCCGCAGCCCCAGCAGCCGGCUCAGCAGCAGCAGCAGCAGCAGCCGGGCGCCGAGCCGGCUGCCAAGAUCAAGGAGCUGCACUUCUCCAACAUGAAGACGGUGGACUGCGUGGAGCGCAAGGGCAAGUACGUGUACUUCACCGUGGUGAUGGCCGAGGGCAAGGAGAUCGACUUUCGGUGCGCGCAGGAGCAGGGCUGGAACGCGGCGAUCACGCUGCAGAUGGUGCAGUACAAGAACCGCCAGGCCAUCCUGGCCGUGCGCUCCACCCGCCAGAAGCAGCAGCACCUGGCGCAGCAGCCCCACGGCCCCCGCAUCCGCAGCGCCUCCAACUCCGCCUAGCGCCGGCCCCGCGGCCCCCC